GUUUCUCUUUCCCAUCCCCAGACGAACAUGGGUUCAUGCCUCCUUGUCAUCCUGCUCAGCAGCUGCCUGACAUGCCUCACAGCCACCAGUAUGACCACAAGUAAGGCAGUGCUAUCCUGGAUGGAUUCUCCUUGGCCCACAAGUUCUGUGAAAAUUAACAGGACACGACCAAGUAAUGGGAAGCCCACGACUCCAGUCCUUCGUAAUGCUACUUCUCCAACAGUAUCUCCAACUGUGGUACAGAACCAUACUACUCCUAAAGCCACUGAACUCCCUCCUGCUACAACCUUCAGGUCACGAGCCACAGAGGCUACAACUUCAAAGGCAACAACGCUCACUUCUGGGACCAUCUUCUUUCCACCAAAUGAGACAUCUUCAGUUUCAAAUGUGACUGCUUUAGACCCAGACCUGGUGCCUGUGGAACCCAAUGCCACAACUGCUGUACUCACUUCCAACGCCUUUGACACCUCAACUGAGAUAACAAAAAACCCAGAUGACACCAGACCAGAUGAGACACCCAUCAUAGCUGUAAUGGUGGCACUAUCAUCCUUGCUAGUCAUAGUAUUUAUUAUUAUUAUCUUGUACAUGUUAAGAUUCAAAAAAUACAAGCAAGCUGGGAGUCAUUCAAACUCCUUUCACUUGUCCAAUGGCCGGACAGAUGACAUGGAGCCCCAGAGCAUGCCUUUGCUUGCCAGAUCUCCCAGUACCAACAGAAAGUACCCACCACUGCCUGUUGAUAAACUGGAGGAGGAGAUUAAUCGGCGGAUGGCAGAUGACAACAAACUCUUCCGCGAGGAAUUCAACGCUCUUCCAGCAUGUCCUAUCCAGGCAACCUGUGAAGCAGCUUCUAAGGAAGAAAACAAAGAGAAGAAUAGAUAUGUGAACAUCUUGCCUUAUGAUCACUCCAGGGUUCAUCUGACUCCUCUUGAAGGAGUUCCUGAUUCUGAUUACAUCAAUGCCUCAUUCAUUAACGGGUACCAAGAGAAGAACAAGUUUGUUGCUGCCCAAGGACCAAAAGAAGAGACUGUGAAUGACUUCUGGAGAAUGAUUUGGGAGCAAAACACAGCAACCAUCGUCAUGGUGACCAACCUGAAAGAGAGGAAAGAGUGUAAAUGUGCUCAGUACUGGCCAGAUCAAGGCUGCUGGACAUACGGAAAUAUCAGAGUGUCAGUGGAAGAUGUGACCGUCCUAGUUGACUACACAGUACGGAAAUUCUGCAUUCAGCAGGUAGGCGAUGUCACCAACAAAAAACCUCAGCGUCUGGUAACACAAUUCCACUUCACCAGCUGGCCCGAUUUCGGGGUUCCCUUCACUCCCAUUGGGAUGCUGAAGUUCCUGAAGAAGGUGAAGACGUGUAACCCCCAGUACGCAGGGCCUAUUGUUGUCCACUGCAGUGCCGGUGUGGGGCGAACAGGAACUUUUGUUGUCAUUGAUGCCAUGCUGGACAUGAUGCACACCGAAAGGAAGGUGGAUGUGUAUGGAUUUGUCAGCCGCAUCCGAGCACAGCGCUGCCAGAUGGUACAGACUGAUAUGCAGUAUGUGUUCAUCUACCAAGCUCUGUUGGAACAUUAUUUGUAUGGGGACACAGAACUAGAGGUCACCUCACUGGAGACUCACCUCCAGAAGAUUUAUAACAAAAUCCCAGGGACCAGUAGCAAUGGACUGGAGGAAGAGUUUAAGAAACUAACCUCAAUCAAAAUUCAAAACGACAAAAUGAGGACAGGCAAUUUGCCGGCCAACAUGAAGAAAAACCGGGUGCUGCAGAUCAUUCCAUAUGAAUUUAACCGGGUGAUAAUUCCAGUGAAGCGAGGCGAAGAGAACACGGAUUACGUGAACGCUUCCUUUAUUGAUGGCUAUCGCCAGAAGGAUUCUUACAUAGCCAGCCAAGGUCCGCUCCAGCACACAAUAGAGGACUUCUGGCGAAUGAUCUGGGAGUGGAAGUCCUGCUCCAUUGUUAUGUUGACAGAGCUGGAAGAGAGGGGUCAGGAAAAAUGUGCUCAGUACUGGCCUUCUGAUGCCUCUGUAUCCUAUGGCGAUAUCACUGUGGAGUUGAAGAAAGAGGAGGAGUGUGAGAGCUACACAGUGCGGGACCUGCUGGUGACGAAUACCAGGGAAAACAAAAGCCGACAGAUCCGACAGUUCCACUUCCACGGCUGGCCGGAGGUGGGCAUCCCCACCGAUGGAAAAGGAAUGAUUAACAUAAUUGCCGCUGUGCAGAAGCAGCAACAGCAGUCUGGAAACCAUCCCAUCACUGUACACUGCAGUGCUGGAGCAGGACGAACAGGGACCUUUUGUGCAUUGGGCACUGUCCUGGAAAGGGUCAAGGCUGAAGGGAUUCUGGAUGUCUUUCAGACAGUGAAGAGCUUGAGGUUACAAAGGCCGCAUAUGGUCCAAACACUGGAACAGUAUGAAUUCUGCUACAAGGUGGUUCAGGAAUAUAUUGACGCCUUUUCAGACUACGCCAACUUCAAGUAACGAAAAUCACACAACAGAAGAGUUGCCUUCUUUAAUACUUUGUAAUAUUCUGUUUGUUAAUAUCCCCCUACCCCCCAAAGUGUAUAUAUCUUAACUGUUCUAGAGGGUUGGUACCAUAAGAUUACUAUUAGCUGGAGAUUUUAUAUGUAGCAAAAGUGUUAGAAAGAGAUUGUAGGCACUUUUUUUUCCAAUGUUUUAUUGGAGAAUUAAAUAGCUUGAUAUUUGGAUUAAUACUGUCAAAUCUCUCUCCUGGAGAGUUGAUGUAGGCUGGUUUUGUUUUGUAAAUUUUUUUUUCCUUGAGAGGGAGUAAAGCCUUUAUAAAAACCAAAUGAGAUUCUUCAUAUCCGCUGUUUCUUUGAAAACAAAAUAGUGGCUCUUAAAUCCUAUUUUUAAGAAAAGCUUCGUUUGUCAACCCCUUGAAAAGUGAUUUCAUAUUUUCCAGUUGGUUUGUUUUUUAAAGUAUAUUUAUCAAAGGCUUUGAAUAAGAAAAGAAGAGCUGUCUAUCAUUCUAGUAGCCCUCUGUACAGCAUGCAUGCACAUGCGCACACACAAACUCCAGGCACCUUGGAACCCAGUGCGACUCUAGCUGCUGUUUGGGCGGCUGACUCCUUCACGUGGAGUGCCCCAGUGUUCGGCAUUUCUGGGGAUGAGGAGAGCAUUGAGCAUUUCAUCCCUUUUAGCUAAGCCACAAAAAUGUUUUGAUUGUUUACGGAUAGCAAAUGCAGGCACUGUUUGAUUUCUCAUUUGCUCUCACUUCUAACCAGCAACCUU
Molecule: messenger RNA, 3246 nt
Organism: Pogona vitticeps (central bearded dragon)
Lineage: Eukaryota; Metazoa; Chordata; Lepidosauria; Squamata; Agamidae
Source: RefSeq, a predicted model, not a curated record